CUCGUGCGCUGCUUCGUGAGCACCGUGCAGGGGUCUCCCAUGCAAGAGUUCAGCCGUCACUCCCGUGACACCUCUGGACAUGGGAAGAAGCUAAGCUAGCAGGCAAAGCCAAAGAAGAAGCCCCUCAGAUUCGACUUGCAUGCAGCACUGAAUCCCCCCCACCCCAAGAUACAUACUAUGUCGGAUGUGGAGUGCAGUUUUGACGAUGCCUCAUGCCUCUCUCCUCAGAGUCCUGGGUCCCCGUCACCUACUCGAAAGCAGAAUAAGGAGACCACCUUCACGAUAAACUGUGUAACAUUCCCCUACCCUGACGCAGUGCCAGAACAGCAGUUGCUGAAACCUUCCGAAUGGAGCUACUGUGAUUAUUUCUGGACUGAUAAGAAGGACCCGCAAGGGAACAGCACGGUCUCCGGAUUUGAAAUUCUUCUACAGAAACAACUGAAAGGGAAACAAAUGCAGAAAGAAAUGGCAGAGUUUAUUCGCGAAAGGAUAAAAAUUGAAGAGGAAUAUGCCAAAAACUUGUCUAAACUAUCUCAGAACUCUUUGGCUUCUCAGGAAGAAGGGACUCUGGGUGAGGCUUGGUCUCAGCUGAAGAAAAGCCUGGCUGAUGAGGCAGAGGUUCAUCUCAAGUUUUCUUCCAAACUGCAGGCUGAGGUGGAGAAACCCCUACUGAACUUCCGAGAGAAUUUCAAGAAAGACAUGAAAAAGUACGACCAUCACAUUGCUGAUUUGCGAAAACAGCUGGUUAGUCGGUACGCUGCAGUAGAAAAGGCCCGAAAAGCAUUAACAGAGAGGCAAAAAGACUUAGAGAUGAAAACACAGCAGCUGGAGAUAAAACUUAGUAACAAGACAGAGGAGGAGAUUAAGAAGGCCAGGCGGAAGUCUACUCAAGCUGGAGAUGACCUCAUGCGUUGUGUGGAUCUUUAUAAUCAAGCUCAGUCAAAGUGGUUUGAAGAAAUGGUGACUACCUCUCUGGAGCUUGAGAGGCUGGAGGUGGAGAGAGUGGAGAUGAUUCGACAGCAUCUCUGCCAGUACACGCAGUUGCGACAUGAGACAGACAUGUUCAACCAAAGUACAGUAGAACCUGUGGAUCAGUUGCUUCAGAAAGUGGAUCCGGCCAAAGACAGGGAACUGUGGGUAAAAGAACACAAAACCGGUGAUAUCAGACCUGUGGAUAUGGAGAUAUAAACUGCUGUUCCUGGCCUUAAGUGGCAAGGCCGGUUGGCUCAGCCAAGUUCAAGGGAGUUCUGUAAAGCCCUCGGGAGGCGGACAGGAGAGACAUCCCGCUAUUGGCUUCCUUAUAUAUUUAUUGUUGACCUGUUUGAUCAUGAUUUCAUUACCUAUUGUGCUAUGCCUUAAACAUCACACAUUCCAGGGUUGAGAAGCCGCUCUUUUUACUUCCUUUCAAACAGGCUCCUGUUAGCUGAGCAUGUGCAGCUCUCAUGAUGAACUGUGAAGCCUGUUGUGUGGUAUAAAAGAGUCUUGCUAUUCUGUGAUUGAUUAAUAUGUGCUACUCCCCUUGCAUGAUGCUCUGUUUGUAUGGUAAUGUUAGGCACAGCAAGCCUCCGCCAAACAAAAUGGACUGAUGAAAUUGAACAUGGCUGUGAAAGCAGGGAGAUCCUCCUGAACGUUGCCACUCAAUUAGACAAGAGGGGGA
Euleptes europaea (tarantolino) is the source of this 1657-nucleotide messenger RNA. It is a transcript of the gene GAS7, whose product is annotated as growth arrest specific 7. The coding region runs from base 178 to 1188 and encodes 336 amino acids. Gene Ontology annotation, biological process: neuron projection morphogenesis; actin filament polymerization. Gene Ontology annotation, cellular component: cytoplasm; plasma membrane; actin filament. NCBI's taxonomy places the organism in Eukaryota, Metazoa, Chordata, Lepidosauria, Squamata, Sphaerodactylidae. Gene Ontology annotation, molecular function: actin filament binding. The transcript has 10 exons. The record is from RefSeq and is a predicted model, not a curated record.